This is a messenger RNA of Cydia pomonella (codling moth), 1180 nucleotides long. RefSeq names its product neuropeptide CCHamide-1 (gene CCHa1). Bases 341 to 859 code for a protein of 172 amino acids. Lineage: Eukaryota; Metazoa; Arthropoda; Insecta; Lepidoptera; Tortricidae. The transcript is spliced from 8 exons. The record is from RefSeq and is a predicted model, not a curated record.
CAAUGGCUUAAUUUCCGGAUAUUAUUAAACCCCCGAUUUCGUUAAAUGGCAAUGAGUAUAAACUCAAAUUUAGCCAUAAUCCAGUAAAUUAUUAAUAAACCCCCAAAUUGCCACUAAACGCUUUUUCCAUAUUUCACAAUUACGUCACAUACCAACCUACGGGUAAACGUCACGCUCCAAAGAAGUGUUUCAUACAAAUUUAACCCCAUAAGAGAAACAGACCAAACGCCUGCGAGUAUAUAAGCCUUGUCGGCUAUGGCGCGCCAAGUAGAUACCUGUUUUCCGCGCUCAGAGCUGGCUGGAUAGGAGCGAACGAGUUGAAACCAUUCCAUCACACACAAUGCAUAGGAUCGACAGCAGGCGAGUGCAGGGCGCGGCCAGCGCGGCGAGAAUUCUCGCACUGCUUCUCAUCAUAUGUCUCGCCGAGUGUGCGACAGAACAGAGAGUUAACAGAGUAGGUAGCAAGUCGGCUGGACUCUAUGAGAAAGUCAACGGGUGGCGAAGUCAGCGCGGAGGAUCGUGUCUAAGUUACGGACAUUCAUGUUGGGGAGCGCACGGCAAGCGGUCCGCCAAGCCCCCCACCGCUGCUCCCGACUGGUACCUCACCCGUCUCCUUAGGCACAUGGCUGUGAACGCUGAAAUGAACCGCGCCCGACAGGAGCCAACGAACGACGAUAUCAACGCCAUCUUCCAGAUGGACGUGCCAGACGACUCGCAACCCAACAGACUUAUGAAUGUAAACGAAGACCCCGCAGAUGUGGGCGCCAUGAAGCCUGAAGCUAUUCCGAUGUUGGAUGACGACCUUCUCUCCAAGAUGAAACUCUGGAAGAUUAUGAGGAACGCGGCUAACGAGAAAUGAAUAGAAAACUACAAAAAACAAAUGGACUGAUGUUGUUUUCUAGCUUCAUUUGAUUGUUUCAUAUUGUUACUGUCUAUAACCCCAAUACUCUGGUAAUGGAACAUUGUUGUACUGUAAAAUAAGAGUAGCGUCAAUUGUAAGGCUGGGUUGCAAUUGACAUUAUGUACAUAAAUAAAAGUGAUGUGCCAUUCUGAAUAAAGUAAAUUUUAAAAAGGAAGCUGGUUUCAUGAUAUUCACUUAGGGCCUGUUUCACAUAAAGUCCUGAAUAAGCUACUUGCCAUUUAUCUGACGAAUAAUGUCAUCGUUGGCUUUUCACAAUCU